Aspergillus welwitschiae is the source of this 2109-nucleotide messenger RNA. Its product is annotated as transport protein particle component-domain-containing protein. Bases 1 to 2109 code for a protein of 702 amino acids. The transcript is spliced from 10 exons. Gene Ontology annotation, cellular component: TRAPP complex; trans-Golgi network; cis-Golgi network. NCBI's taxonomy places the organism in Eukaryota, Fungi, Ascomycota, Eurotiomycetes, Eurotiales, Aspergillaceae. The record is from RefSeq and is a predicted model, not a curated record. Gene Ontology annotation, molecular function: zinc ion binding. Gene Ontology annotation, biological process: regulation of GTPase activity; endoplasmic reticulum to Golgi vesicle-mediated transport.
AUGGCCUCUACUGGUCAAUUUUCGGAUACACAAAGCCUUGUUGCCCUAGUCAAGACAUUGACCAAUGCGCAACUUAAGGAUAUACUCAGGAACGAAGGACUUGCUGUCUCAGGAGUGAAAGCUUCGUUGCAGCUACGGAUCAUUGACUACAUUGAGAGACUCAACCAAGGAGGCCAUGUUGAACAGUAUGAUGACCUGAGAAAAUUUAUCUAUGCUACGGCACGUCGGCCAAUACCUAUGUCUCCAACCACACAAGCAGUCCCCGGCCAACACUAUCAACCACAUACCGUCAACCAACCUUUGCACACGCAGCAUAGACCAUCACCUUUGAGCAUACCAAUGCCACCACAUGGACAAACAUCUGUUCGCGAACAAACUAGGGACAGCGUGGAACUCAAAGUUAUCCUCACACCAACCGUAGCGGCUAGGCUACAAGCGGAUCCCAACAUUCGGGUGAUGGUGUAUUGUGCUGCAGACACUGGUCUUAAUCAGUAUACCAAAUCCGACAUCGCAUUUCCUCACCAAGUCGAACUAAAGGCCAACCUGGAUGAAGUGAAAGCCAACUUGAGAGGCUUGAAAAAUAAGCCCGGUACAACAAGGCCAGCAGAUGUAACGCAAUAUAUUCGCAAGAAACCAGGCUACCCGAAUAAUAUUGUCUUGACAUACGCCCUUACGCAAAAGCGCUUUUUUGUUCUGGUCAACCUUGUCCAGCGACAUCCAGUCGAAGAGCUUGUUGACGAAUUGAAAAGGAGGAAGACAAUCUCGAAGGAGCAGGUCUUACGAGAGAUGAGAAGUAAAGCUGGCGAUUCAGAUAUUGUCGCCACGUCCAGUGUUAUGUCGCUCAAGUGCCCUUUAUCGACGCUCCGAAUAGAGGUUCCCUGUCGUUCUGUAAUCUGCACACACAAUCAGUGUUUUGACGCAUCUUCGUUCUUGCAACUCCAAGAACAAGCCCCAACUUGGUCGUGUCCUGUCUGUUCUAAAGCGACGAGUUUUGAAUCGUUGCAGAUUGACCAGUACGUCGAUGAUAUACUUCGUUCAACUUCUCUAGAUGUUGAACAAGUUAUCAUAGAGCCAGAUGGUCGAUGGUCUAGCCCUACUCAGGAAGACUCUGCCAAAGUGGGCGGAUAUACUCCGGCGACAGAUGAUGACGACGAGUUGAUAGAAAUAAGGGAACCCGGGGUUACGCCCAUCAAGCGAGAGUCCUUCCCACCGCCAUCUUUCUUCGUACACCAAACACCUACUCAGUCCCGAGAACCCUCAGCGACAUCGUCUGCAGCUUAUUUGUCGACAAACAAGCGUAAUGCUGCCCAGGUGAUCGACCUUACGGGAAGUGACGAGGAGGAUGACGCUCCAGUCAGACCUGUAAAACGGCCAGCGUUUAACCAGAUGAACCGACCCUCGUCUCAGCAGGAUUUCUGCAACCCUUACAGCGGUGGCUAUGCCAACGGAGACAUUCAACUACCCAGCCAGCCUAGUUCUGAUUUUCUUAAUCAUGCUGGCUCCUCCACAACUGUGGUCACUUUAACACCUUUUACAAUGUCGUUGGAUACACCAGCUUCAUCCCUCAGUGCUUCAGAUCCUCACGCGCGGCUCCUGGGUGCCUCUUGUCUUGAUUUCCUCCUGAUAGAGCUCGUCCCCAUGGCGGAGCGCUUAGCGAAAGAACUUGCGUCAGAAGAGAAGCUACCAGAUGAUGAAGAAAUCCGGGAAACUACAUUCUUUCGCCUCGAAUCUCUAGGUUACAGGGUUGGACAAGGGUUGGCUGAACGCAGAUUCUCGCGCGAUCGCCCACGAUUUGCAGAUAACCUAGACAUCAUAAAGUUCCUGUGCAAGGACUUAUGGACGAUACUCUUUAAAAAGCAGGUGGAUAACCUGAAAACGAAUCACCGGGGCGUGUAUGUCUUGACUGAUAACUCUUUUCGACCAUUUGCAAGGAUGAGUACGUCUGUUCGAAGUGAGGCGGUAUCUAUGGCCCAAGCGUAUCUAUGGUUUCCAUGCGGUGUUAUUCGCGGUGCUCUAUCAAACCUUGGUAUUACAACCACAGUUCAAGCGGAAUCUACAGAGCUUCCAGGCGCAACCUUCCAAAUCAAAACCGUCAACCCCAAGCCCUGA